GUGGACGCGGCAUUGGGGGAGGGGACGGGGGUCGCGGGGCUACUGGGAGUCCCAGUCCAGCCUAAGACCUCUGGGCGUGGUGGGCACCGGCCUUCGCCGUCGGAGCAGGGGUCCCAGACUCGCACCCAAAAGUUCCCGACGGGCCCGAGCGGGGAGGAGCUGCGGGGCGGGCAGACGCGGAGAUGGCGGAGGGCGGUGGGACGAGAUGCGCGGGUCAGAGCCGGGCCUUAAGAAGAAAGUGGAGGCCCCUGGCAGCGGUGUCCCCUCGGGGACCCCUCUGCCGGUCCCACCAGGUGUCCGGCUUUGCUGGCCCAGCAAGCCUGAUAAGCAUGAAGCUCUUAUCUUUGGUGGCUGUGGUCGGGUGUUUGCUGGUGCCCCCAGCUGAAGCCAACAAGGUGAGGGAGGUGAGCCUGCAGCACCUGGUCACGACCACCGUGCACGGCCACCCUGUCUACAGGGCUGACUCAGAGAGUUCUGAAGACAUCCGGUGCAAAUGCAUCUGUCCACCUUAUAGAAACAUCAGUGGGCACAUUUACAACCAGAAUGUAUCCCAGAAGGACUGCAACUGCCUGCACGUGGUGGAGCCCAUGCCAGUGCCUGGCCACGACGUGGAGGCCUACUGCCUGCUGUGCGAGUGCAGGUACGAGGAGCGCAGCACCACCACCAUCAAGGUCAUCAUUGUCAUCUACCUAUCCGUGGUGGGUGCCCUGUUGCUCUACAUGGCCUUCCUGAUGCUGGUGGACCCUCUGAUCCGAAAGCCGGAUGCAUACACUGAGCAACUGCACAAUGAGGAGGAGAAUGAGGAUGCUCGCUCUAUGGCAGCAGCUGCUGCAUCCCUCGGGGGACCCCGAGCAAACACAGUCCUGGAGCGCGUGGAAGGUGCCCAGCAGCGGUGGAAGCUGCAGGUGCAGGAGCAGCGGAAGACAGUCUUCGAUCGGCACAAGAUGCUCAGCUAGAUGGGCUGGUGUGGUUGGGUCAAGGCCCCAACACCAUGGCUGCCAGCUUCCAGGCUGGACAAAGUGGGGGGCUACUUCUCCCUUCCCUCAGUGCCAGUCUUCCCUUUAAAAGCCCGUGGCAUUUUUCCUCCUUCUUCCUAACUUUAGAACUGUUGUACUUGGCUAUUUUGAUUAGGGAAGAGGGAUAUGGUCUCUGAUCUCUGUUGUCUCCUUGGGUCUUUGGGGUUGAAGGGAGGGGGAAGGCAGGCCAGAAGGGAAUGGAGACAUUCCAGGCGGCCUCAGGAGUGGAUGCGGUCUCUCUCUCCUGGCUCCACUCUUGCCACCUUCCAGCUCUGAGUCUUGGGAAUGUUGUUACGCUUGGAAGAUAAAGCUGGGUCUUCAGGAACUCAGUGUCUGGGAGGAAAGCAUGGCCCAGCAUUCAGCAUGUGUUCCUUUCUGCAGUGGUUCUUAUCACCACCUCCCUCCCAGCCCCAGCGCCUCAGCCCCAGCCCCAGCUCCAGCCCUGAGGACAGCUCUGAUGAGAGAGCUGGGCCCCCUGAGCCCACUGUGGUCUUCAGGGUGCACCUGGAAGCUGGUGUUCCCUGUCCCCUGUGCACUUCUCCCACUGGGGCAUGGAGUGCCCGUGCAUACUCUGCUAACAGUCCCCUCAUCUGCACUUGAGGGGGCUGGGCAGUCCCUCCUCUCCCCAGUGUCCACAGUCACUGAGCCAGACGGUUGGUUGGAACAUGAGACUCAAGGCUGAGCGUGGAUCUGAACACCACAGCCCCUGUCCUUGGGUCGCCUCUUGUCCCUGAACUUCGUUGUACCAGUGCAUGGAGAGAAAAUUUUGUCCUUCUCUUGUCUUAGAGUUGUGUGUAAAUCAAGGAAGCCAUCAUUAAAUUGUUUUAUUUCUCUCA
Molecule: messenger RNA, 1852 nt
Organism: Symphalangus syndactylus (siamang)
Lineage: Eukaryota; Metazoa; Chordata; Mammalia; Primates; Hylobatidae
Gene: TMEM9
Product: transmembrane protein 9
Cellular component (GO): lysosomal membrane
Source: RefSeq, a predicted model, not a curated record